UGGCGGCUUUCCUCACUGAGGCGCUAGCAACACGACCCCUGGCCACGUCUCAAACGACACUUUGGACACAACAGGACCCACACAAGGCGGUGCGGAGGUUGGCUGCGGACCGGGAAGAAGCGAACACUGGCUUCCAACGUCAAGGCAGCUGUGCGUCUCCAAAAAGCGAAGACCACCACCAAGCAGAUAAAGCAAUCUCCAAUCAAUCAUGCCUCACAGAGUGAAACUCAGCACUAUGGUGUUUCUAGUGAUACUGCAGGGAGCGGCGGUAGUCCUCUUCUGUGGCUGGUACGUCCCGCUCAGCAGCCCCUGUGGCUCCGCACCCUCUGAUGGGAAAGUUCAUGUGCUGCUGCUGUCAUCGUGGAGAUCGGGUUCCUCCUUUGUGGGUCAGGUGUUCAGUCAGCACCCGUCUGUCUUCUACCUCAUGGAGCCUGCUUGGCAUGUCUGGACCAAAUUGAGGAACACAGGCGCACAUGCGCUGCGAAUGGCUGUCAGGGAUCUUGUGCGUAGCGUGUUCCGGUGCGAUUUGUCCGUGAUGGAGGCCUACCUACCGGAGCGCCACAACAUAUCCUCUUUGUUUAUGUGGAGUCACAGUCGAGCACUGUGCUCGCUGCCGGCCUGCCCCCUCACCCCACGUGGCCAUAUCAGCAAUCAAACGCAAUGCCUUCACUCGUGUGAUGAAAGUGGCCUGCAGGGGGCGCAGGAGGCCUGCGCAACUUACAGUCACGUCGUGUUGAAAGAGGUGCGAUUCUUUGAACUGGAAUCCCUCUAUCCUCUCUUUCAGGAUCCAAGCCUCGACCUCCGCGUCAUUCAUCUGGUUCGAGAUCCACGGGCUGUCUUGCGGUCUAGAGAGGAGUCAGCCAGAGCAUUUGUUAGCGACAACGCUGUUGUCUUGGAGCAGAGAAACGUACCGGCGGCUGAGGUACAGUAUCAAGUCAUGCAGGAGAUUUGCCGUAGCCACGUGCGUGUCUCCGAAAGGGCCCUCCGGAAGUCCCCGCCAUUUCUCAAAGGCCGCUACAAACUAGUGCGUUACGAGGAUGUGGCGAGAAAUCCACUGCAGGAGAUCACCGCCAUGUAUGAGUUUGUCGGACUGGACAUGACCGUGCAGCUGAAAGAAUGGAUUCAUCAGCUGACCCACGGAAAAGGUAAAGGUUCUGGGAAGGAGGCCUUCAAAAUCACUUCAAGAAACGCUGCAGAUGUCUCCCAGGCUUGGCGCACAACGCUGACACACAGUAAGGUCAAGCGUGUCCAGGAAGUGUGCCAGGAGGCCAUGUCAAUGCUGGGGUACAGGACAGUUCACAGCGACAAAGAACAGAAGAGACUUGACGUGGAUUUGCUGGUACCACGUGAACCCUACCGCUUCAGCUGGUUGCCAGCCAAAACUGACGACCCUGCUAAAAGUUAAGCGUGCACCGGUACGACACCAUUCUGGACUCAGGUCACAAACACACGUGGCGUGGCCACUACGUCGCCAUCCGUGACCGUUCCUCCUGACACUUCAGUUUCAUAACCACCCCCUGUCAUAAAUCAGUAGAAGGACAAGUCAAACACGCUUGUUAAUAAAGACGUGUUAUUUUCAUUCAUGCCAAUUCUGAGCUUUCUAGCACCAAAACAUUCAGGCCAUUUGAGACAUUCUGAAAAGGCACUUUUUGGGGGGGGGGAUUCCGCAUUUUUUCCAUCUCAGAAUUUCAUUUUCUACCCCAUUCAAACCAAUCCAAUAUAAAAACAGUUACCUCAGUCAGCACAUUUGGACUCAUAAUUUUCUUAACUCCAAGAAUAUCCUACUUUUCCCCGAACUCAAAUGCCCGUUGAUCUUGGUAAAUCGUCCGUCUUCCGUGCUUUUUUUCUAGUUGUUCAACAUCAGGACAUUUAUUGUGCACUUGUUAAAGAACCCAAUUUUUCCUGGAAUUCCACAUGUUUCUGGUGUUUUCUCACAUUUCCCAUCCCAUUCCAACAGGAAAAUACAGUAUUUAGCUCAUUCAGGACAUUUAUUUCCCACAACCUAAAACAAAAUUCCAGUUUUUCCCAGAAUUUCACAUUUUUCCAGCCCCAACAUUUUCUGUUAAAAUGAAUGGUGUUUUUCCACAACCCAUUCCGAACAUUAAAUCAUUUAGCUCAUUCAGGACAGUUGGACCAACAAUUUUCUAGAUUCCAAGAAUUCCCUCUUUUCACAAAAUUUCACGUUUUCCAAACUCAAAUGCCCUUUGAUCUUUGGAAUUCUUAAUAUGUCCAUGUUUUCCAAUUUGUUAAAACCAUUCCAACAUCAGGACUUACAUUUUGCACUUCUUAAAGAUCUGUUUUUCCUGGAAUUCCACAUUUUUCCAGCGCCACAAUUUCCUGAUGAAAUGAAAGGCGUUUACCCACAUUUCCCUCGCCAUUCCAAUAUAAAAAUAUUCAGCUAGUUCAAGACAUUUAUUUUCCACAUUCUAAAAAAAAAAAAAAAAAAUCCCAUUUUUUCCCAGAAUUCCACAUUUUUCCAGCCCCAAAAUUUCCUAUGUAAAUGAAUGUUGUUGUUUUUUUCACUUUUCCCAACCCAUUGAAAGCUUUCCAACAUUAAAUAAUUUAGCUAUUUCAGGGCAGUCGGAGCAACAAUUUUCUAGAUUCCAAGAUUUCUGCUUUACACAAAAUUUCACAUUUUCCAAAUAGGGAAUUCUUACUACAUCCACAUUUUUUCAAUUUGUUAAAACCCUUCCUACAUUAGGAAAAACGCUUCCUACAUUCCUACAUACUUCCCACAUUCUAAAAAAAAAAAAAAUCCCAGUUGUUCCUCAGAAUUGCACAUUUUUACAACCCCAAAAUUUCCUCUUAAAACGAAUGGUGUUUUUCCACAUUUCCCAACCCAUUGGAAACCAACAUGAAAACAUUUAGCUCAUUCAGGACAGUCAAACCAGCAGUUUUCUAAAUUCCAAGAAUUCCCACUUUACACAAAAUGUCACGUUCCUACAAACCAUUCCAACAUCAGGACAUUUAUUUUCCGCUUUUUAAAGAGGCAUUUUUCCUGGAAUUCCACAUUUUUCCAGCUUCAAUAUUUUCCAUUGAAAUGGUGUUCCUCCACAUUCCCCACUCAUUAAAACUUAAAAAUAUUCCACGCAUUCAGGACAUUUCCCACCUUGUUAAGAAAAUAAAUCCCAAUUUUUUCCAAAAUUCUACAUUUUUCCAGCCCCCAAAUUUCCCAAUCAAAAUGAAUGGUGUUUUUCCACAUUUCUCCAACACACUCGAACCAUUCCAACAUAAAAACAAUUUGCACAUUCAGGACAGUCUAACCAACAAUUUUCUAAACUCCAAGAAUUCCCACAAUUUUCCAAAUACAAAUGCCCUUUGAUCUUGGGAAUUCUUAGUACGGCCACAAUUUUUCCAAUCUGUUAAAACCAUUCCAACAUCAGGACUUUUUCCACAUUCUUUUUCAUAGAAUUCCACAUUUUUCCAGCCCCUUUUUGAAAUGAGUGUUUUUCCACGUUUCCCCAACACGCUCGAAGAAUUCCAACAUCAAAACAUUCAGGCUUCCAGUUUUACCCGCAAAAUCCCCACAUUUUCCCUUCCAGCAUUUCAGUUCAGCUCUUGAGCAUGCACACAGUUUCUAUCCAAAGUGCCUUUUAUACGGUGGGUGAUUAGUAGACGCUUACUGCAUGAGAGGUGUCUGCGGAGCAGAAGUAAGACUGUAAAGUUGGAGUGUUUGAAUUCCCGCUGUCAAUAUUUGUCUUGUGGUGGGUAGCACAGCGAAAGAGAUCAGAAUGUUUCUGGUAUAUAAUUAGUGUCUGUUGAGGUUUGAGUGUGUGUUGUCUGUAGGUCCUACAAUUCAUUAAUGAAAUUGGUCAUUAUUAUAGUUUGUUUCAAGAACAAAUGCAAUAAAAAGAAAUAUGAACCAGGUCCCCACAUUAUUUGCACCACCAUUAAUGAAAUAUUUUCUAUAUGUGACAACACUUGCCUUUCCCAUUUCCCUGAAAACUCUCCAAAUAUGAUGAUCGAAUGUUUACUAUUGUGUAAUAUUAAUAUAUUUGUUAUUACAUGUGUAAAUGUGUCCUGUACAAUGUGAUUGCUGGGUUUGGCUUAUCUGCUGGGAUGUUUUCAUAUUUAUUAUGGAAUUAAUGACUGCAAUAAACA
Messenger RNA from Dunckerocampus dactyliophorus (ringed pipefish), 4101 nucleotides. RefSeq names its product carbohydrate sulfotransferase 6 (gene chst6). Gene Ontology annotation, cellular component: Golgi membrane. NCBI's taxonomy places the organism in Eukaryota, Metazoa, Chordata, Actinopteri, Syngnathiformes, Syngnathidae. Gene Ontology annotation, biological process: carbohydrate metabolic process; sulfur compound metabolic process; N-acetylglucosamine metabolic process. Bases 209 to 1405 code for a protein of 398 amino acids. The record is from RefSeq and is a predicted model, not a curated record. The transcript has 2 exons. Gene Ontology annotation, molecular function: N-acetylglucosamine 6-O-sulfotransferase activity.